GUGCCGCGGGUGUUCAUCGGCGAGCAGUGCAUCGGGGGUGGCUCUGAGGUGUCGGCGCUGCACAGGAGCGGGAAGCUGGAGGCCAUGCUGACGUCUAUAGAGGCCCUGCAGUGACCUGCUUCAGACCUCCCAGGGCCUGCAGGUGUGGUCACAUGACUAAGCAGCGAGACUUGCGUAGUUUGCGCCGGCGCUGCUGGUACUCGCUGAGCUCCUGCAGGUAUCCCCUGGACGGCCAGCGGAGCCUCUCCACCUGCUCGCGCUCAUCCUCUGGAACAAAAGACGUGCGGCCGUUAACCCUCACACUGCUGCACAUGYAACCUUCCCUGAUGCUCAGCUGAUGGUAAAAAAUAAAAAAAAACACUGCACAGAGAUUUACUGUGCUUGGCACACGCUCGCCGCGCCUCAAAACACUUGUAACCGCUUAGCUCGCUGCCGUGUGCGCAGCCAAAAGAGAUGAAAUAUCAAAGAGUUUGUUUGCACUAAAACAAGCAGCGGCGAGCGUGUGCCCUUCAGUACCCGUCCAAUGGCCGUAAAUGAGUCCUGUGUGACUGAUGACRACAAUAAAAUGUGUUUCUGCAACGUAA
Molecule: messenger RNA, 584 nt
Organism: Austrofundulus limnaeus
Lineage: Eukaryota; Metazoa; Chordata; Actinopteri; Cyprinodontiformes; Rivulidae
Gene: glrx
Product: glutaredoxin (thioltransferase)
Cellular component (GO): mitochondrion
Molecular function (GO): glutathione disulfide oxidoreductase activity
Source: RefSeq, a predicted model, not a curated record